This is a messenger RNA of Monopterus albus (swamp eel), 5250 nucleotides long. RefSeq names its product KN motif and ankyrin repeat domains 4 (gene kank4). Gene Ontology annotation, biological process: negative regulation of actin filament polymerization. The transcript is spliced from 10 exons. The record is from RefSeq and is a predicted model, not a curated record. Lineage: Eukaryota; Metazoa; Chordata; Actinopteri; Synbranchiformes; Synbranchidae. Gene Ontology annotation, molecular function: protein binding. Gene Ontology annotation, cellular component: cytoskeleton; cytoplasm. Bases 640 to 5199 code for a protein of 1519 amino acids.
GCAGGCUUUGUGCCCACUGGCUAAAUAAACAGAUACAAAACGCACACAUGCACAUGACCCAGAAACGCAUAUGCAUGCUUUCACCAGCAGAUGCAUGAAUGAACCCAAAAAGUUUGCAUACACACCAACACACAGGACUGCUCUGCUUCACGUCUCUCUCGUGUUCAUCUGCACCGUGGGGAAUCCCUAACUUUACACACAGAGCUACACACUAUCAACACAUGCAGGGAGGCAGUUGCGGUUGAUCACUGUGCUAGUGUGUGUCUGUGUGUUCUGCAGUGAGCCCAUUUAUCUUGUAGGGUGUUAUUUGUUUUUUCUUCGCCAGUUAUUUGCAGUGAGAAGGCUGGUGAAUCUAUCAUACUGAGAGAGCCAAAAGUCUGACAAGCUACACAGCCUGAUCUCGUCUCUUCUCCCUCCGCCCCCCAGUGCCAUCUGUCAUCACCUCCACCCCUUUCCCACCCUUUCUCCCUCCUUUCCUUCAGUGUUUAAGUUUCAUUCUCUGCUGAGGUUAAAAGAGAGCCAGGGUCAGCAGCACUCACAGAAACAAACAGGAAGGACACGCAGUGAGAGGAGCUGCAUGGCAGGCUGCCAGCUCCAACUGUAGCAAAAACAAGUCGAUGACUAAAAAGUCCGCCUCCUAUGAUGGACAAGAAAAGUGCCAAUGGCUUUCAGACCAAGGCCAGUGAGGGUGGUGUUCAGAGGAAGCAGCUGCCCUACUCAGUGGAGACUCCCUACGGCUUCCACCUGGACCUGGACUUCCUCAAAUAUGUUGAUGAUAUUGAAAAAGGCAACACCAUCAAAAGGGUCCACAUCCAGCGCAGGGUCAAGGGCCCAGGCAAGUUCAGCACUCUUCCCAGAAAUUUCAGCCUCCCUGGGCAUGGAGCCAAGUCUGCCCCUAAGGAAAAGGAUACCACAUGGUCUGGGACAUCCACCUUGGGGCCCAAACCUAAAUCACGAGUGUCAGAGGUCCAACACGUCUUUGAAUUCAGAUCAAGUGAAGGAGGAACUUCCAGUCAGAGCAGCAGGGGGACAAGCAGUCAAGGAGCUGGCUAUGUUUCAGCUAAGCCCAGGGAUGAAAUAAAUGCAGGACCCCGGGGAGUUGAAGCAAAAACUGUGGGGAUUCAAAGUCGGCCAAACCUACUCCGAGCAUCAAGCAUGCCAAUCACCCUACAGCAGCGGAAAGGUUCUGAUUCAAGCAGUCCAGACCGUACUGUGGGAACACCGGAGAACGGCUCAACAGAGAACAUGUUCCGUGCUUCACCAGACAUAAUAGAACGACGGUGUGUUCCCCAGGAUCGAACAGGGCUUCACCAGCAGAUCACAGUGGCAUUGAAGCGUGUCAGAGAGCUGGAAGAGCAGGUGAAAACCAUUCCAGAACUAAAAGCUCAAAUCUCCUCCUUGAGGGAGGAAAGAGAGAAGCUAUUGCUCCAGCUCCAAGCCCAGGCCCAAGCACAGGUUUCCACAUCACCGUCUACAAUAACCCCAGAGUUUGAAGCUGGGACAAAUACUCAGCGACCAGAACACAGACCUUCAGAAGAGGGCAACUUAAUUCUGAUGACUCAAACUACUGGUUUAGAAGCUUCACAGUGUGUAUCAGCAAUGCCAACAGGGGAAGAGAAACCAGGUGUGACAGAGAAAAGCAGUGUGUUACAAAACGACAGAGAGAGUACCUCAGUACAUGGAGAAAAGACUGGGUUUUCAGGACAAGAACUGGAGAGACAAACACAGCAGUCAGAGAAAUCAGUCACACAAAAAGAGACAGAGAGUCCAAUGGAGCCUGCAGUGCAAAACCUAUCAUCGGACAUUGCAGGACAGGAAUUACUCUGUCUUAGCGUGGCUGUAAAAGAGGCAGAAACUAGCAGUAUUGAAAAUGCAGCAAAAGGAGGAAAAUCUGAGCGUCCAGCUGUGGUGCAGAUUCUGCAAGAGAAGCUAAUGACACUGGAGUCUAAACUUACUCAAGCUAGCCAAGAGCUGGAAAGAACUAAUACACUUUUGAGAGAACAAAUAGAAGAGAACAAGGUUAAAGAGGAGAAAUUACUACAGCUGAGUGAGGGAAUAAGAGUUGAGGUUUGUACAACAGAAGCACAUGACAGAUCAAGAAGGGAGAGCAUUGAUACUGGGACAGAGACAGAGAAAGUAGAUUUUGCCAACCGAGAGACAGAGACAGAAUCACCUGGUACGGUAGAUCAAGGGACAGAUACAGACAGAAUCUGUGUUGAAGUAUGUGUACCCAAACCAAGAACUGGAAGUAUAGGUCAAGGAACAGAGACUAAAGUUGACACUUAUGAUCAAGUGACAGAGAUGCAGGAGGAAGUAGCUGCAGUGAGCCCACCAAGACCCAGAGCUGACAGCAUGGAACGGGGAACAGUGACUGAGAGGAUUGCUACUCAGGAUCAGACUACUGAGACACCAGUGACUGAAAGGGUAAACCAAGUCACGGAAACGGAAGACAAGACAGUGAUGGACUAUUCUCAGAGACCGAGGGCCAACAGUGUAGAACGAGGGACAGAGACAGAGAGGGUGGACACAGUGGACAGGGUGACAGAGACAGAGGUAGCACAAAGGGCAGAUCAGCAGACGGAGACAGAGAUAGAGAGACAGGAAAACAAUCCAGCCACAGAUACAGAAGCACAGACUCAUGUGAGAGAAAGUUUAGAAGAUGUUGACACUGUAGCCAGGGAAAGAAUUGAAGACAAGGAAGAAAAUGAAAGAAUUAAAAGACAUAGUGAAAGAGCGGCCAUGACAGUUGUCACAGAGAGUUCAGCUGCAGAAAGUGUAGUUGAACAAAUUGUUUCAGAGACUGUAAUCCAGAAUGAAGAGCGUACCGGUCCACGUACUGCAACGGGAGAAAAAGAAUCUAUGAUUGAAGCAAGUACUGAACAGAAUGAUACAGAAACAAAAGAAAUUAUAAUCUCAAAAAGUGUAGUAACAGAAGUUGUUGAAACAAAGCCGGUUGCCCUGGAGACUGUAGAAACAAAUCAACCAGCAGAGGGUGAGGUUGUCUGUGCGACAAUCAAAAAAACUGUGGUCACUGAUACAAUAGUAUCAGAGAAGGAAGCUGUGAAGACAGCAGGUCCUGUAAGACCUCAGAGAGGCCGGAAGCCCUCAGCAGAGGGACAACCAUUGCCGUCUCAACAUCAGACUGCACCUGUGCGUCCUCGUAGAGGAUCCAGUGAACCUCAAGCCCAGCAGCCCCCGACAAAGCCCCAGCCCCAGGUGCAAGCAGAGAAGGCCCCUCAAUCUAUAACACAGCUCUCUAAACCACAGGCAAAAACUGAAGCCCCAUGUGUGUCUCAGGUUGAAGACAAUACCCAAGCAAAGAGACGUUCUGGGGAGUUCAGUGAGGAAAAACCUCAAUCACAAUCUCAGGGCCCAUCUCCAGGUGCCAGUGAAGCCCAGACACGUCCCAAAACAAUUCAAGCCCAGUCUCUAAUGUCUGCAACUCGACGGGACUUAAAAGAGCUUAAAGCACCACAAAGAGGAUCGAGUGCAUCACAAGGCCAGACCCGCCCAACUCGCCACACAUCAACUAUUGUCCAACCUCAGUCUAAAGGCUCUCGUAGAAGUUCCAGUGAGACACAACCCCCUCACAAAAAUACCACUGAGACACAGUCCCUGCACAAAGGCUCUAGUGAAACAGCCCAGCGUCGUGCUUCAAGUGAGGCCCAGGCCUCUCGUCGAGACACUGGUGAGACUCAACCUCCUCGCAGAGGCUCUGGUGAAUCACCAACCUCUCCUGCAGCUUUGGGUCAAGUCGUAACCCGGAUAACAGGGCUUCUGGGGGAGCAGUGGGCACAGCUGGGGAGCAGCUCUGGAGCUCAACAGACAGCCAGCCAGCAGGAGAGCCCCAGCACACAAAAACAGGUGGCAGGGAAAAAGGCAGAGGCAGGGAAAGGAGCAACAGCCAAGAUGGCAGGGAAAUCAGUCCCUGCAGCAACAACAGGGAAGGCAGCGGGGAAACCUGGUCCUUCCAAAAUGAGCUCUAUUCAAAGCCAGCUGGUCAGCUCCCUCAGUGUCCUCUCUGCCUUCUACUCACCAGGCCAGAAAGCUGCUGCUGCCAGCAAACAACAAGAACAAGGUCUCAAAUCUAUUAUGAAGAAAAAUGGUGAUGCUGACAAGCAGAGGAACAAGGGAGCCAAGAAAAACCUGAAGUUUGUUGGAGUGAACGGAGGCUAUGAGACGACAUCCAGUGAAGAGUCCAGUGGAGAUGAGAAGUUGAAAGUGGAGGAGGAAGACAGCUCUGAGCCAGAGGUGGAGAAGGAAAAGGAGACUCAGUCAACAGAAAAGCCUGAGGAGACCAUAGAGACCCAGGGAAAGGAUGCAGAUGUACCAAGUGAAGGGGGAGAGGCUGUAGCUGGAGAGAAAGGAGCUGAAAGAGGCCUGCUGGAUCUAGACAGCAACCAGGAGCUCCUGGAGAAGCAGGCUGAAGGGGGGAAUGUUAACAAAGCCUUUAUAGAUGCUUGCGUAUAUGUAAAGGACCGCAUGGAAGAGGUUUCAUCUCCAGAUAAAGAAAUGCGUCAGGUUUUAGUGGUGCUUUACCAGGAAUGGUUCAGUGUCUCCAGUCAGAAAGACUCGCAGGCCGACACUGUCAGAUUAUACCUGCAGCAAGUGGGUUUGACCACACCCACCCUUCUUCCAUAUGUUGUUAACUUGACAGACGGCAAUGGGAAUAUGGCCCUCCAUUACAGUGUGUCGCAUUCAAACUUCCCUGUGGUCAAACUGCUGCUGGAUACAGGCCUAUGUGAGACAGACAAUGUGAACAAAGCAGGCUACACUCCAGUGAUGCUGGCUGCACUGACAGCUGCUGAGAGCCCUGAUGAUCUGGAGGUGGCAGAACAACUGUUGAGACUGGGUGAUGUCAACGCACGUUCCCGACAGGCGGGCCAGACGGCACUCAUGCUCGCAGUUAGCCACGGCCGCAUUGCCAUGGUGAAGCUGCUCCUGAGCUGCGGCGCAGAUGUAAAUGCCCAGGACCGUGAGGGAUCUACGGCCCUCAUGUGCGCCAGUGAACACGGACACACACACAUUGCUCGUCUGCUGCUGGAGACAGGUCGCUGUGACACCAGCCUCACAGACAAGAACGGUCAAACAGCACUGUCAGUGGCAGAGGGAGCCUCCCAUAAAGACAUAGUCGACCUUCUGAAGGCCCACACUGAGACUCGACCCUCUGAGCCCUCAUCUACCACAGACCUCCUUUGAGCCAGGCUGACCCCCGUUUACUCUUCCAAACCACUCUAAGCUCAUUGACCG